This is a messenger RNA of Hevea brasiliensis (rubber tree), 2288 nucleotides long. Its product is annotated as tyrosyl-DNA phosphodiesterase 1. Bases 160 to 2139 code for a protein of 659 amino acids. Gene Ontology annotation, molecular function: double-stranded DNA binding; 3'-tyrosyl-DNA phosphodiesterase activity; single-stranded DNA binding. Lineage: Eukaryota; Viridiplantae; Streptophyta; Magnoliopsida; Malpighiales; Euphorbiaceae. Gene Ontology annotation, cellular component: nucleus. Gene Ontology annotation, biological process: double-strand break repair; single strand break repair. The transcript has 16 exons. The record is from RefSeq and is a predicted model, not a curated record.
CCGUAUCGAUGGUACACCACUGUACACUCGUCUUGCAGCUCUCGCUCUUCACAACACGAAGAGUUCGGUGCUCGAAAUUCUUUACUGCAGGAAAAAGCUCCUCUCUCUUUCUCAACGGAAUUGCGCCAUUCAUUCUCUCCUUAUGAAAAAUAUAAACCGAUGUCUCACUCUCAGAUUGGUUAUCUGGUUCCACUAAAUCUCUGUUUAGAGGAGGAAACUUCGAUUCCUAAGCUACCUCUCUCCAAAGGCUCUAACACCAUCGGCCGCAGCCACGUUUCUGUCGCCGAUAAGAGGCUCAGCCGCAAUCACCUUGCUCUCACCGCUUCUGCCGAUGGCUCUGCUAAUAUAACUGUCGUGGGUACCAAUCCGGUUGUGGUAAAAUCUGGGGAUCAGAGAAGGAAGCUUAGUCCUGGAGAACUGGUAUCGAUUACUAGCGGUGAUAUUAUAGAGUUGAUACCUGGCCGCCAUUUCUUCAAGUACGUGGCUUCGUCGCCUUCGAAUAGUAGCAGCAACUCUUCUUCUCUUAACACGUCGAAGAGGCAUUGCAAUGACGGUGAAGGAAUUGUCAAAUGCGACCAACCUUGCUUAAAGAAGAUGCGAGAAGCACCUGAAGAUCAAGCCAAAGCUGCUAAUAAGAAUGAGGCAGAGAAUAGUGGACCAGUAAUUUGUGAAGAGGACAUUCGUAAAUUUCGUGUUCCUAAUGAUAAUUUGCCAUUGACCUUCCGGCUUUUGAAAGUGCAAGGGCUGCCAGCUUGGGCAAAUACCUCUUGCGUUUCUAUAACCGAUGUGAUUCAGGGGGAUAUUCUUGUUGCUAUCCUUUCAAACUACAUGGUGGACGUUGAUUGGUUGAUGUCUGCAUGCCCUACACUUGCGAAAAUUCGUCAUGUCUUGGUUAUUCAUGGAGAGGGUGACGGUACAGUUGAACAUAUGAAGAGAAGCAAGCCUGCAAGUUGGAUUCUGCAUAAACCCCCACUACCCAUUUCAUUUGGGACACACCAUUCAAAGGCCAUGCUUCUAGUCUAUCCUCGAGGGUUGAGAAUUAUUAUACAUACAGCAAACUUAAUAUAUGUUGACUGGAACAACAAAAGCCAAGGUUUGUGGAUGCAAGAUUUCCCCUGGAAGGAUAAACAGAAUCAAAGCAAAGGAUGUGGAUUUGAAAAUGACUUGGUUGAUUAUCUCAAUGCAUUAAAGUGGCCAGAAUUCACCGUUAAGUUACCAGCCCUUGGGAACUUCACUAUCAACCCAACCUUUUUCAAAAAGUUUGAUUAUAGCAAUGCAGCAGUUAGGUUAAUAGCAUCUGUUCCUGGAUAUCAUACUGGUGCCAACCUGAAAAGGUGGGGACAUAUGAAGCUACGGAGUGUUCUCCAGGAAUGCACCUUUGGAAAGGAGUUUAAAAAUUCUCCUCUUGCCUAUCAGUUCUCUUCCCUUGGUUCACUAGAUCAAAAGUGGAUGACUGAGCUGGCUACCUCAAUGUCUUCUGGAUUCUCAGAUGACAAAACACCUCUUGGUCUUGGAGAGCCUCAAAUAAUAUGGCCUACUGUAGAAGAUGUCAGAUGCUCUUUAGAGGGCUAUGCAGCUGGAAAUGCCAUCCCAAGCCCAUUAAAGAAUGUGGAGAAAGAAUUUUUGAGAAAGUAUUGGUCAAAAUGGAAGGCUAACCACACUGGCCGCUGUCGUGCGAUGCCGCAUAUAAAGACAUUCACUCGUUAUAAUGGUCAGAAACUUGCUUGGUUCUUGCUAACUUCAGCAAAUCUAAGCAAAGCAGCCUGGGGGGCCUUGCAGAAGAAUAAUUCUCAGUUGAUGAUUCGUUCCUAUGAGCUGGGGGUGCUAUUUUUACCAUCUCACUGUAAAAGACAUGGUCUUCGAUUUUCUUGCACAGACAAUGGAGUUCCAUCAGAGAAUAAAUGUGGAUUACUAGCAGAUUCUGAAGCGCUGAGGACGAAACUAGUGACUUUGAUGUGGCAAGGAACUGUAGAUUCAUCAUCUGAAGUGAUUCCACUGCCGGUGCCUUAUGAGCUACCUCCUCAACCAUACUCCUCUGAAGAUGUUCCUUGGUCCUGGGACCAGCGAUAUAGCAAGAAGGAUGUUUAUGGUCAAAGUUGGCCUAGGCUUGUACAGCUUUAUACUUCUCAGGAUUCAUGACUCAUGGUUUUGGUUUGGAACGUGUUCCUAGGGAAUAUAUUUCCUUUUAAAUUUAUUAUGAGUUUUUUUUUUUUUCUGUUAAUUUAUUUCAUUGUGCUACCAAACCUAUUUAAUUUAUUUAUUAUGUCAUGGGUUUACAAAAGAGGAAA